This is a messenger RNA of Geodia barretti, 711 nucleotides long. The record is from the annotation of a GenBank genome assembly. NCBI's taxonomy places the organism in Eukaryota, Metazoa, Porifera, Demospongiae, Tetractinellida, Geodiidae.
AUGCCGGUCAUAACCAUCAACGGCGUCAUCGGCAGCGGAACACUGGAGAUCGGACACCUGGUCGCCCAGAACAUGGGCCUCAACUACGUUGACCGGUACAUCUUCUCUGAGGCCGCCCGCCUGGUCGGUUCUCCCAUUAGCCGCCUCAUCGAGAAAGAGCAGCGUGUGGUCCCCUUCCGCGAAAAAGUCGCGCGCUUCAUGCAAACGGUCCUUGAACGUUCCGCGGUCGCCGGCGCCGGCGCCGAGCCGUAUUUCGGACGUGGCAUAGAAAUGCUCCCCGCUGAGGCCUACACCGAGCUGGUGUCUGACGCCGCUUCGUCGUCCAAUGUCCACGACCGGGCUUUCAUCGAAGCGACCACCUCCGUCAUCAAGGAACUGUCCGGAGGCGGCGACGUCGUCAUCAUCGGCCGUGGCAGCAAUAUGAUCCUGGCUGACACACCUGGAGUCAUCCACGUCGGCCUUCUCGCCCCUAUGGAUGUGCGCAUCGAUACCAUGGCCAAGCGCGAGAUGUUCUCCGCCGACGAGGCGCGGGCCUACGCCGAGGAUCUCGAGAAUGCUCGGGUGACCUUCUACCGCAAGUUCUUUCGGACGGAAGCGAACGACCCCACCAAGUUCCACCUGAUGCUCAAUAUCGGACGCAUUUCCCAGAGCACCGCUGCGGAAAUCAUCGCCCACGCCUCGGAAGACCUUACCGCAGCAGUUCCCGCCUAG